Molecule: messenger RNA, 3520 nt
Organism: Phytophthora sojae
Lineage: Eukaryota; Oomycota; Peronosporomycetes; Peronosporales; Peronosporaceae
Exons: 1
Coding region: 1-3441 (1146 amino acids)
Cellular component (GO): cytosol
Molecular function (GO): FMN binding; sulfite reductase (NADPH) activity; flavin adenine dinucleotide binding
Source: RefSeq, a predicted model, not a curated record
AUGCCCGCCAACUUGUACCAGGUCGAGGACGCGUUCGUGCCGCCGGUGCCGGGCCUCAAGCCUGCGGACGCGCUGGCCGUCGACGUGCUGGACGAGAACGCCAGCGACACGUCCACGGCCUCGCUGGCCCCCACGCCGCUGCACAAGCUGCGCGCCGCGCGCUCCGAGCUCAGCAGCCGCGUCUUCACCCGCGCCGACCGCUUCUGCUCCGGCGCCGACGCCGUGCUGCACGUGGCCGGCCACGUCAGCGCCAACGUCUUCGACUACCCGCUGCUGGCCGCCGCCGACAGCGCGCGCACGCAGGAGGCCAAGCGCAGCGCCCGCGCGCGUGUCGUGACGCUCGAGAUCCGCCCCGGAGCCGCCGACGCCGUGCGUGGCGCGCUGGCCGUGGGCGCGUCCUCGGCGGCGCUCAUCCCGUCGCAGACGCUGCCGCUGUUCCUGCCCAGCCUCUUCCAGCUGGCGCAGGGCGCGGCCACCUCUGCGCCCGCCGUGUUCCACGUCGCGUGCGAGUCCAUCCGCCGCGACAUGGCCGUCGCCAGCUCGUACGAGCCUCUGUACGCGCUGCAGCACUCGGGCGCGCUGCUGCUCAACUCGGCGUCGCCUCAGGAGUGCCACGACCUGGCCGUCGUGGCCCACGUGGCGGCCCAGCGCCUGCACAAGCUGCUGGUGCACUUCUACGACGGCGCGCGCGUGGCGCGGGAGCUCGCCAAGGUGGACACUCUGACGGAGGAGUCACUCGAGACGCUCGCUGGGCUCCGUUCUAGUGGCGUGCAGACUGGAGACGUCGUGGAGCAGGUGCAACACGUUAUGGACGACCUGUUCCACGUGCUGCAGCGCCAGUACCGCGUGUACGAGUACUUUGGCGCCGACGACGCUGAGUACGUCGUGGUCGUGGUGGGCGAGGCCGCCGCUGCGCUCAAGCAGGCUGCCGCCUAUGAGCAGAUGAUUGGAGGCAAGGUCGGUGUGGUGCAGGUGCGUCUGCUGCUGCCGUGGUCGCACAAGCUUUUCGCGCAGGCUCUCCCCGCUACAGUGAAGCGCAUCGUGGCGCUGGAGAACGUGGCGCCCAGCGCGCUAACGUUCCAGCGGGGCCUGCUGACCCAGAACCUGCAGGUCUUCUUCCAGUCGACGUACUGGCGUCCAGCUGUGGAGACCGCCCCCGUGGUGGUGACGGGUGUGUACGGUGGCGUGUUCCGCAACUCGACGUUCUCGGUGGGCAUGGGCCGCGCCGUGCUGCGCCACUCGGCGACUUCUUCGUCUCGCCGUGCCUUCGUGGUUGCCAAGAGCGAGGAGCUGUACGACGCUGCCCUGGUGAACGCUGCGUCGGAGAGCAGCCAGGCCACGAAGUUCGACGUGGUGCUCGGCGAGUCGCUGGAGCUUGAGGGAUCCGCCGCAUACACCAAGCAGUUCCUGUUCUAUGGCUUCGAUGAUGUUGACGCUGACGGUGCUCGCGCUGGUACUGAGACCAGCACGGUGUUCGAGUCUACGCUGGAUCUGCUGAACAAGAAUCCGGCUACCCGCGUGAACGCCGUGGUGACCCACAGUGCUGGCGAAGAGGCUGCCGUGCGCCCGGUGUCUACUCUGGAGGUGCGCGUUGCUCUGGACGGUGGCAACGGCCCGGCAACGUCGGAGCCUGUCGAGGAGGCGGAUGUGGUCGUGGUGACCCGCCGCGAGGUUCUUGCGCACUACGACGUGGCUCGUAGCGUGAAGCAGGGAGGCAAGCUCCUGGUGCUGGCAGGCUGGAAGACGUCCGACGAUGUGGACGAGCGCGCGGCGUUCAAGCAGCAGGUGGCUUCGCGCGACAUUCAGCUUUUGGUGGUGGACGCUGUUGAGCUGACCACUCGCGUGGAGGACGACGAUGUUGCUGCUGUGGGUCUGCAGACGGCCUUCUUCAAGGCUUCGGGCCUGUACGAUGAGAGCGUGGUGCUGGCUCUGUUGGAGGCGCAGUUCCCCGCGGAGAAGCACUCAGCGCUGCGUUCGUUCGUGUCUGCCGUGUGGGGCGACGUGCUGGCGCUCACGUACCCGUCGAACGAGUGGCUGUCUGCAACCGAUGUGGACGAGCAGUUAGCUGCGCAGCCCCUGACGGCGUUCUCCAGCGUGGCGACGAGCAAGGUUUCGUUCGCCAGCAGUGCCGAGUCGGCGAGCGCUGCCGCGAAGGCCGCUGGCAAGCGCCGCUCGUACGCGGAGGUGUCGCGUGAUACGAAGACUGCGUGGCAGCUGAUGUUCCCGAGCGCGUUCGGGGCUCGCCACGGUGUGCGCGACCACGUGACGGAUCUGGUGACGGUUACCAAGUGGGAGCGUCUGACGCCGGAGGACUACUCGCGCAACGUGUUCCACAUCGAGAUGGACACGACGAACACGGCGAUCAAGUACCGCAUCGGAGAGGCGCUGGCUGUGUUCUCCCACAACGAUGAGAAGGAUGUUGUGAAGUUCCUGCAGUCGUACAACGUGGAGCCGGAGGCGCUGGUGGCGCUGCCUGUGGCUCACAAGAAGAAGAAGGGCGAGGCCACGUCGGGCCCGAGCGAGGAGACGUUGACGUACUUCCAGCUCUUCUCUCACGUGCUGGACAUCUUCGGCCGUCCGUCCAAGAAGUUCUACCAGGCUCUGUUGGAGCGCGCCACGGACGAGAAGGAGAAUACGACGCUGGCGGCGCUGCUGGAAGCCGACGGUAAGGACGAGUACAAGCGACGUGUGGAUGAGACAGUGACGUUCGCGGAGCUGCUCGAGGAGUUCCCGUCGGCCCGCCCGACUCUGGCUGAUUUGCUGACCCUGGUGCCGCGCAUCAAGCCGCGUCACUACUCGAUUGCGUCGAGCAUGAAGAUGAACCCGACGAGUGUGCACCUGCUGAUCGUGGUGCACGACUGGACCACCCCGAGCGGCAAGUACCGCAUCGGUCAGGCGACUCGCUUCCUGUCCGGCGUCAAGGUUGGCCAGAAGCUGUCGGUGUCGGUGUGCUCAUCGGUAAUGAAGCUGCCGGUGAACCCGGAGGACCCGAUCGUUAUGGCUGGUCUGGGCACGGGUAUGGCUCCGUUCCGCGCGUUCAUUCAGGAGCGCGCGUUCCUGCGCUCGCAGGGUGUAAAGGUCGGUCCGGUGGCGCUGUACUUCGGCAGUCGCCACAAGGCCAAGGAGUACCUGUACGGCGACGAGUUGGACGCAUACGAGGCCGAUGGUCUGGUGACGUACUUGCGCUGCGCGUUCUCGCGCGACCAGGAGCACAAGGUGUACAUCCAGGACAAGAUCGCGGAGGACAAGGAGAUCCUGGCGGACUUGCUGCUGCGCCAGAACGGCCACUUCUACCUGUGCGGUCCGACGUGGCCCGUGGCGGAUGUCCGCGAAGCGUUGGUGAGCUCGUUCAUGCAGGAGGGCGGUCUCGACCGUCGCCAGGCGAAUGCUACGAUUGAGCGUAUGCGUGAGGAGGGCCGCUACGUACUGGAAGUGUACUAAGUGCAGCAGGGCAAUUGCUGUAAUUGGGCAGAAGCAGAUCUUCUGAAGAGUACAAAUGACAUGUUUGCUUUUGACCUAG